Cooperia oncophora is the source of this 750-nucleotide messenger RNA. The record is from the annotation of a GenBank genome assembly. Lineage: Eukaryota; Metazoa; Nematoda; Chromadorea; Rhabditida; Trichostrongylidae.
AUGAUACUAGCGCUUGUUCAGAUCUUAACAAUUUCUCUCUUCAGGGUACAGUCAGAGUACGUUCGAAGAUUUUUGCCAAGAGAAGUCGCACUGGUACAGAAUUUAAAGCACGAAUGCGUUCUAAGAGUCUAUCAGGUUGUCGAAAUCAGUCACUAUACAAUCUUUGUAACGGAAUACUGCGAUGGUGGUGAUUUGCUCCAGAAAAUAAAAAAAUUGAAAAGAGUCCCAGAAUCAGAUGCCAAGCUGCUCUUCCGUCAGCUUAUCGAAGCACUUAUCUACCUGCAAAAAUGUGACAUCGUUCAUCGCGAUUUGAAAUGCGAGAAUGUGCUUCUUGAUCGGCAUGAGAAUGUAAAGUUAGGCGACUUUGGUUUUGCUCGUUACUUGAAACCACACGAGAAGGCAAACACUUUCUGUGGCAGCAGAGCUUAUGUAGCACCGGAGAUUCUGAGAGCAAUCGCGUACACUGGUCAGACGGUUGACAUCUGGAGUGCCGGUGUAGUUUUGUAUGUAAUGGUGACAGGAGUGAUGCCGUACGAUGACCGAAAUCCACAGAAAAUGGUUGAGAGGCAACUAGGCCAUAGGAUCCGGUUCCCGAAGAUAGAGCUCAGUGUACAAGUGAAGACGUUGAUCUACGAAAUCCUACAUCCGUAUCCACCGUCACGACCUACGUACAAGGCGAUCUGUGCGACUCCUGUGAAGGCGGCAUUGAAACAAAAGGGCUUCAUUUGUGGUUUACCCAUAAUAGCUUGA